CAGAAACCCUCUCUGGAUCUUCCAGCUUCCUUCGUCAUCAAUUCCAUUUCAUCCUCCCGCCACAACAAUGCCGCCGCCGAUGACGACGACGACUAUCUUCUUCCUUCCAACCAUACAGUCUUCUUCUCGCUGUCUUCGAUCUCGCAAUCUCGCUCCACACUCGCGCACUCAAGAGGCCGAAGCGUUCGGCUUCAAUCGCCACUGGCAAGGACUCAAUCCUUUGAGUAAAUGGAGAAUGGCCAAUACUUCUGCAAAUUAUAAUUUCACGAAUCAGAAGGACGUUACAAUUUUGUUUGUUGACGCCAUUGAGGUUGAAGCUUUCAACUCAAAAACUCUGUUCCUGAUUGGAUGCUAUACCAUCGUUGAUAUUGAAAUGAACAUAAUAAAGCUUUCGAGGGUUGAGCUGAAUCAAAUCUGCAGAUUCAAGUAAGUUAAAAACUAAACUACUACUGGCUCUCUUUUAGAUAAUCAUUUUAUAUAAUCAUCUCAUUUUAGCAAACUUCUCGCCUACCAAGCCAAAAGCAUGCCGAUAUUGCAUAGUGAUUGACCUCCUUUUUCUUUCCAUUAGAAAAGUGAUUGAUGGUUUGAUGAUUUGAGUUAUGCUUAGACUGAUUUCUUAGGGUAUAGUAUGUUAGGAAAGAAAAGAAGUCUUGAAUACCCUUUACUGACUGUAUCUUUUGAUUUGGAACAUGCAAAUUAUAGAUACUAUAUGCACAAUGUAGUAUCCCUAAUCUUUUACGAACUCUUGGUUCGUUAUUA
Messenger RNA from Cucurbita pepo subsp. pepo (vegetable marrow), 759 nucleotides. The record is from RefSeq and is a predicted model, not a curated record. Lineage: Eukaryota; Viridiplantae; Streptophyta; Magnoliopsida; Cucurbitales; Cucurbitaceae.